Molecule: messenger RNA, 3005 nt
Organism: Scleropages formosus (Asian bonytongue)
Lineage: Eukaryota; Metazoa; Chordata; Actinopteri; Osteoglossiformes; Osteoglossidae
Product: guanylate-binding protein 1-like
Exons: 11
Coding region: 141-2015 (624 amino acids)
Molecular function (GO): GTP binding; GTPase activity
Source: RefSeq, a predicted model, not a curated record
GGUGCUUUUGCUUUCGAAAUGAGUCAUUUGCUGGAAGUGUCUCGGUUGCGAUCGCACUGAAAAGCACCGCUCAGCAGUCCGACGACGACUUGCAGCAAGCAAGGAGCCCACAAGGUUGAUAGCACGGUGCCAAACCAAGGAUGACACUCACAAUGGCGGAGCCAAUGUGCCUCAUUGAAAAUGGCAACGACGGCAAACUACAGGUCAUCCCACAGGCUCUUAAGGCCUUGGCGCAGAUUGACCAGCGUGUUGUGGUGGUUGCAGUGGUAGGACUGUACCGCACUGGCAAGUCUUACCUUAUGAACAAGCUGGCUGGCAAGAGGAAAGGAUUUGCCCUGGGAGCCACCGUACAGUCCAAGACCAAAGGCAUCUGGAUGUGGUGUGUGCCUCACCCAGUGAAAGAGGGCCACACUCUGGUGCUGCUGGAUACCGAGGGUCUAGGAGAUGUGGAGAAGGGAGAUGCAAAAAAUGACAUCUGGAUAUUUUCACUUGCUGUACUGUUAAGCAGCACGUUAGUGUAUAACAGUAUGGGAACCAUUGACAAUGAUGCAAUACAACGACUGCACUAUGUGACAGAGUUGACAGAGCACAUAAAGGUGAAGUCAAAGGCAGACAAUGAGGAUGAAUCCAUUGAGUUUGUCCGAAUCUUUCCUUCCUUUGUAUGGACCGUCCGAGAUUUCACCCUCACCUUGGAAUUUGAUGGAAAGCCAGUCACUGCUGAUGAGUACCUGGACAAAUCUCUGCAGCUAAAAAAUGGACAUUCAAAAAAAGUCCAGGAAUACAACAUGCCCCGCAGCUGCUUGCGAAAUUUUUUCCCCAGCCGGAAGUGCUUUGUGUUUGAACGCCCAGCAGCAACGGAGAAAAUGAAAGAGCUAAGUGAGCUGAGCGAUCGGGAGUUAGAGCCCUCCUUUGUGGAGCAGGCUAAUGAAUUCUGCGAUUACAUUUACAACAAGGCUGAAAUCAAAACUUUGAAAGGGGGGAUCCCUGUGACUGGCAGAUUGCUGGGGAACCUGGCCAAGGUGUAUGUAGACACAAUCUGCAGCAACCAGGUGCCUUGCCUGGAGAAUGCAGUCCAGGCCCUGUCUCAGAUUGAGAAUGCCAAUGCGGUGCAACGGGCUGUGGCUCACUAUAGAGCCAAAAUGGGAGAGUGGGUUGUCUUCCCAACGGAAACUCAGGAAGAGCUCUCCCAGAUUCAUGGUACAAUGGUGAAAGAGGCGCUGAAGAUCUUCAUUGAAAACUCCUUCAAGGACGAGGAUCAGAAGCACCAACUUGAGCUCAUGAAAGUUCUGCAGAAAGAGUAUGAGGCUAUUUGUGACAAGAACAUACAGGAGUCCAAGAAGGUCUGUCAGUCAAUCAUCAAACGUGUGUUCCAACCUCUGGAGGACAGACUCAGUUCUGGGUCUUACAUGUCUCCUGGAGGGUAUAGGAAAUACAGCCAAGACAUCCAGAAUUACAUCAGGAAGUACAGAUCAGAGCAUGGACGAGGAGUGAUGGCUGAGGAAACACUGAAGGAAUACUUGGAAGGGAAAAAGAAAACUGGAGAAACGAUAUUAGCUGCUGACCAGUCCCUGACUGAAGCAGAACACCAAAUGGAAGUGGAGCGAGCACGCACUCGUGCCCUUGAGCAAGAGAAGCAAGCUGCCAAGGAGAAGGCUGAGAUCUACGAGAGAAUGAUGAAGGACCAGCAGCACACCUACAAUGAGAAUGUGGAGCAGCUGUUGAAGAAGAUGGAGGAGGAGCGGAUAAGUGCCAUGAGAGAGCAUGAAAGGGUCGUAGAAGCAAAACUAAAGGAGCAACAUGACCUCUUGAAGGAGGGCUUUAAAGAGAAAGCAGAACUUUUACAAAAAGAAAUUGAUGGUCUUAAUCGGCAGAGGGAGAAGGAGCAGGUUGAGUCUCCUUCAUUAUUUUCCACCAUUCUGGAUAAUGUGGGACAAGCUGCAAGUCUCUUCUUACCAGGGAUUCUUCCAAAAGUUGGCGGAAUGGCUGUGUCCUAUAUGUCACGCUUCUUUAAAUGAUGGUACCAGACAGAUCACAGGUGAAAGAUGAUAUGAUGAGAUAUAGCAGACUUAAAAGACAUCUCUAGCCUUAAAGUUAUACAGUCAACAUUUUUCUUCAAUUUCUUACUUGAGAAACAGAAACAUUUACGUUAACUCUUACUCUAACUUCUUUUAGACUGAUGUAUGCAGUGUGAAGCACAACAAAUUUCUCAUCAUUAGCGAGUGAAGGAUCGACUUGAUGGACACAACAGAAAAACGUUUGUAUGUAUAAUUUCAAACGUAAUCAUUUCUGUAGUAAUUCAUACUUGACCAGGAUGUGUACAUGGGUCAAAGUGCUCAAAAUGAAUACCAUUUCAAAAAUGUUGCAACAAGUUUCUCUUCACAGCUGUUGUACAAAUGGUUGGACAGCAAGAGAUUUCUUAAAGCAAACCUUUUAAUAAUGGCCCACAUCAGCAGAAGAUUUUCUAUUUGACACAUUCUCUUUGCAUGAUGAGUGAGAAACAACAAUUAAGUGUUAUAUCAUGAGCACAUUGACGGUAUGACGGUAACAUGACAGAAAAUCGCAAGCUCACUGAGAUCUUAGCCCAAGAGACAUCACUACCUCUAGCCCUACAAUUCAUACCAAAAAAAGGCUGUGGAAAUGUGUCCUUUAAAACACUGAACUAUUGACAUCCACCCUGUGAAAACUGUAUAUCCUGUAGUUUGUAUUAAGAAGAUGAGGAAAAGUGGUAAUGAGAUGUUCAGUCACAUGAUGAGGCUCCAAUAAUAAAUGAAAUAAGGUGGGCAUUGAGCAUCGUGUCCUGCUACUUUUUUGUUUUCACCACAGCAGCUGUGGUCUAGUAUUGUUUUAGGCUCCAGUAAUUACCUGAUGCAUUCAUCAUUCCUCCAGGCUUAAAUUAAGAUACUUUCACUUAGAUAUUUCUAACUUUUUCUGCCAUUUCUGCAGAUAGAUAUUCCAUUAGCUGUAUCCAGAGAAAUUAUUUAUGAGUGACAAGAACCAACUUCCAU